AAAGGAAAAUUCACCAGCAUCAGUGACUGAUGGAUGGAUGAAGCCCUGCCUGGGCAACUUUUCUGACAAUGCUGUAGUCAGAGAUACAAGGACAUCUCCUCCAGAACUGCCAACGAACCAGGAAUCUGCUUUGAGACCUUUAACAAUGCAAAACAGCACAAGAGUGCAGCUGAAGCAUCUGGGCGGUCCAAACCUCAUAUACGUCAAACCCAAGGACAAAACAAAAGACUCUGGUAAAAAACAACCAUGCCACCACAACUCCAGUUCCUUAGUGGCCACCAACACACCAAGCCCUGAGGAAACUGUGAGCAAAAACACCCACAUUCACAAACCCAGAGCACACUCUCUAGGUGUUCUGAAUGUGCGCAAACCCAGAGCAUGCGCUCUAGGGGCUGCGUUUAAAAAAACAUGGACUAAAAGCUUCUGCGAUGCUGAGGUAUUGCAAUCACACAACCAGCACUCUAGUUCCUCAGCGGCCACCACCACACCAAGCCCUGAAGAAACUGUGAGCGAAAAUGCUCACAUUCACAAACCCGGAGCAUGCGCUCUAGGGGUUGUGAAUAAAAAACGAAGAACUGACAAACCAUUCUCCCAAAACCAUAAGCUUGUCACAGCUCCCCCAUAUUCUAGUAGUUGGGAAGGGGUUGAGGCUUCCCUCAGAAAAGUGGUGGAGGAUGUAUCCUUGGGUAGUCUAAAAGAACGGGAUUCUAGAAAGAAAUGGGAAAAAUAUGAUGCUUGGUUCAGAGCCAUGCUGAAAAACAUAAGGGCUGGAAAGGGUGGUUCUGAGCAGGCAUGA
Molecule: messenger RNA, 796 nt
Organism: Chrysemys picta bellii (western painted turtle)
Lineage: Eukaryota; Metazoa; Chordata; Testudines; Emydidae
Source: RefSeq, a predicted model, not a curated record